CUGACCUUCAGUAUAAAGGGGUUCUUCUCACACUUAUGGUUAAAGUGUUACUAAACCCAGGACCCUGCACUCACUAUAUCUGGUUUCCCACAGACCCUGCAUUCACUAUAUCUGGUCUCCCACAGACCCUGCAUUCACUCUCUCUGGUCUCCCACAGUACAUACACCAUGGAAAUGCAAUUAUUUUAGUAAAUAUAAAUUGAUAAAUACCUCAUCAGCAGUUAGAGCAGUCUUGUGACUUCUAUCACUGUCCAACCGAGUACAUGUUAAAGCUUGUAGCAUGAGUUUUCAUUCUCCUCUAG
Molecule: messenger RNA, 301 nt
Organism: Staurois parvus
Lineage: Eukaryota; Metazoa; Chordata; Amphibia; Anura; Ranidae
Source: the annotation of a GenBank genome assembly